This is a messenger RNA of Aedes albopictus (Asian tiger mosquito), 1998 nucleotides long. RefSeq lists its product as uncharacterized. The transcript is spliced from 9 exons. Bases 128 to 1906 code for a protein of 592 amino acids. NCBI's taxonomy places the organism in Eukaryota, Metazoa, Arthropoda, Insecta, Diptera, Culicidae. The record is from RefSeq and is a predicted model, not a curated record.
UUUUGCGCUCGUUCAUGCUUCGACACUGUUCAGAAGCUGUUUUGGUUACCACUCUGAAAGACGCCAUCUAAAACAAACUCCAGUUUUCUGUGAAAAUAUCCUCGAAAAUCGAAGUUUCCCGCGAAACAUGCAUAGUGGAUUCAAAGAGGAACCACCCUUGGAAAUUUGCUUCCAAGAUGUGGGAGAAUUACCAAGCGCCGGUCCUAGCAGAUAUCGCAAACGACGGCUAUCGGCAGGUAAAAGUUCUGGGUUGCGACUUCCGGAAGUUACGGAGUCUUCUAUAGACGCGAUGAAUCGCCUCCUGCAGCACUGGGGCUUGGAAGCUCUAUCCGGAAGAUUUGCUGAACAUAUGAUUGACUUGAACGUAUUGGAUUACAUUCUGGAUGUGGAUAUCGUUGAUUUGUGCCGCGACAUGCCCAUUCGAUAUAGACUGGUGCUUAGGCACAAUCUGCAAAAUGGGUACCACAAAAACAUCUUCCUUGGCGAUCAGCCCGACAAACAACCGCAUACCAUCAUAACCUUCUCUAAAGAUCCGAAUGCUCUUAGUUCCAAUUCUCCGGAUCGAAGAAAGAAAAAGAAGAAGAAAUCUGCGGCUGAUUCUAUGGCUCACGACACCUUGGGAAGCGACAUAGAACCCUCAAGUUUCGUAUCAGUUGAAACGGCCGCGAAUAACAAUGAUACUUCUGGGACGGAAUCCGGCAAAGAAGACGAGUCAAUCCGAUCAAUUCUCCAGAAGGAACCUAAAUUCCGUUCGAUACUGAACACCCUGGAUAAGGGUCUUGUCCCGGAUCCUACGGGACUACGCCACAUGAAUCGACUGUUGGUCAACCAUUUCUUCGAGGAACGCAUAUUGGAAGAGGCCAGCUACCCAAAAAAACAGGAAAAACACGAGUUGGCCUUGAAAAUACUGGAGGCAUAUCCUCACCUUGAACAGACGCGCGUUACACCAGAUGCUCCCAAAGAGUCAUACUUUUUCUGGUUUUGCGGUGGCAAGGAAAAGGGACCCCACACUGGUCUGAUAGAGACCCGAUGCGCAAAUAUGCGCAAGGAAGUACCUCCGGAGCAGCGACGCUAUCAAAGAAAGGACAAGGGUGCGGUCGUCAACUACAUCCUACCGGACAGCGUUCGUGAGCACGCCACGGCAAUAGCCGCUAUGUCGCCGCUGCACGAAAACGAGGAAGCCAUUUCGAGCGGCAUGAAUGAAUGUAUCGACCUCCACUCGUGCAUACUGCAGCAAACCGAUUCGGAUCAAACCGAGGCACUGAUCUCAACGUUUCCACAUCUGCUGUCAUACCAAGGAAAAAUGGUCCAACAAGUUUUCCAGCGACUGCAUACCUUCUACGAAACAACCGCUCGAUCGGACAAGUUUUUGCUGUUGGGGCUACUGCUGGGUACCAAGGCAUUCAACAAUGUUGAAAACAAAUACAUCAGAGCCACGCUUCGAAUCAUGAAAAAGCUGGCCGGUAAAAAGGACGAGCCUGGUGUGACGUCUAGCGAUGAGGCCGAAGCGUCGCCACUCAUCAGGUGGAUAAAGCCAUUGGAAGAUGAAUCGGAAGCUGAUGCCGUCCAACGUCACGUUUCAAAGCUGUCGUACCUCGCUCCUCACAUCGUUUGCGUGGCAGACGUUUUCAGCGAAGGAAACAUGUUUGUAGUUUUCCAGGGAAGGUACAUUGAUUGUGGACAAUCUGCUGCCCACACGCUGGAUGUAUUUUUCAAACUGUUUGCCGUAUUUGGCAUUACUGUCCCGGUCUUGCUUCGAAGGGUGCACGAGCUGCUGACGGUGUACUUAUGGAAAGUUACCAAUAUCUGUAAGUCCGCCGCCGUUACAAAGCUCGUGACGAAGCUAAAGGAACUGGAAAUGGCUAACGAUGAUGACGACUACGAGGACUUGGAUGACUUAUCUUAGAGAUGAGAAAUAAUAACUUUAAGAAACCUUGAUGUAAAUGUUGUUUAUGCGUACCUCAAUAAAACUAAAGGGAAACAAAUGAAACUAAAUAA